UUGACAGCUGUCAAAAUGUGAAUCGGUGAAUUCGCCAUGGAGUUUUUUAAAAUUUCAAGUUAUUAUAUUUUCUCAUUGAGUGUACUACUCUUAGCAAUGAUCGGAAUUCUUAUAAAUUUUGAAUAUUUAAAACUUUUGGACUAUGAUGAUAUUAAUCUUGGUGAAGUAAUAGAUAUUGUUCCGUCAAAAACAUUAUUCACUAACGAGGAAUUAAGUGAAUUUAAUGGAGUUAAUUCAAAUAAAUUAUAUAUUUCAAUUCUUGGUAAAAUUUAUGAUGUUACAAAAGGUACAAAACAUUAUGGACCUGGAGCACCAUAUCAUGCAUUUACAGGACGUGAUAUUUCACGAUCUUUUGUAACUGGUGAAUUUACAUCGGAAAAAAUGACUGAUGCAGUUCUAGAUUUACCAUUAACCGACUUAAAAUCGUUAAAUGAUUGGCGAGUAUUUUAUGAACAAGCAUAUACAUUUGUGGGGAUAUUAAUUGGUCGAUAUUAUAAUGGAGAUGGUUCUCCUACACCAUAUUUAUUAGAAUUAGAGAAUCGAUUCAAGGAAGCACAAGAAGUUGAUAUGCAUAAACUUAAAUUACGUUAUACUUAUCCACCCUGCAACGUACAAUGGGACUCCGAAAUAGGAACACGAGUUUGGUGUACGACUUCUAGUGGUGGAAUCAAAAGAGAUUGGGUUGGAGUUCCCAGGAAGUUAUUUGAACCUGGAGCGAAGCAGGCCCGCUGUGCUUGCAUAUCAUCAGCUCAUUUAUUACAAGGGAAUUUAGAAGAAUAUGAAAAUUGUCCGAGUGAUAGUAUAAGUUGUUAUGUUAAAAGUGAUAAUUGAAUUUUAAUGUAUUUAUUUAGUUUUAGUAAAUUUUUAUAUUUUUUUACACAAGAUAAUUAUUUAAAAAUUUUAAACCAUUUUAACAAAGUCGAUAACUAGCACCCUCCAGUGAGAAGCUUAUAAAAUAUCGUAUUUGUAAGAUGAAUUUAUGAAUAAUGGCGCCA
Chrysoperla carnea is the source of this 995-nucleotide messenger RNA. RefSeq names its product neuferricin. NCBI's taxonomy places the organism in Eukaryota, Metazoa, Arthropoda, Insecta, Neuroptera, Chrysopidae. The record is from RefSeq and is a predicted model, not a curated record. The coding region runs from base 37 to 831 and encodes 264 amino acids. The transcript has 2 exons. Gene Ontology annotation, cellular component: endomembrane system; membrane.